GAAGGAGAUUAUAGGAGAGAGGGAAGUGUAGCUUUCAUCACACCUGCGAUAUAGAAGAACAUUGGGAUAGCUGUGUACAAACAGAAUAGAAUCAUGUGUCUCCAUUUGUACUUUUUGUGAGAACCGAGUGUACCACCUCAUCUGACACGAUGGAUAGCAGAUGUUAUGGCUGUGCAUCAAAGUUUACUGUCUUCAAGAAACAGUGUGGAUGCAAGAAUUGUGGCCGAGCAUUUUGCUCAGGCUGCCUUGGGUUCAGUGCCAUUGUCCCCCGUUGUGGAAAUACUCAGCAGAAGGUUUGCAAGCAAUGUCACGGAGAAUUAACAAGUGGGCCUUCUCAGUCAAGUACAGCUAAAUGGUCUCCACCAGAGAACUACAAAAAGCGAGUAGCAGCCCUCGAGGCCAAACAGAACCGUCCACAGGGCUUUCAGAAGGGCUUGGUGAAAUCCCAGAGCCAGACAGACUCCAGAUAUCGAGGGCUAUCAAAAGAGGAUCGAGUUAUAGCAGAGAGACUGGAGAGGCUCAAGAAGGAAAUAAGACCCAAGUCCAUUCCUUCUCAGGCUGAGAUAGAGUCUAGGCUGGCAGCACUGAAAGAUGACCCUGCAAAAGCCAUUCCGUCGGCCCAGGAGAUGGAAGAUCGUCUGGCUGCCUUGCAGGGCAGGGCACCUCCCUCCACAGCUCCCAGGCCAGUACACCAGCUCCCUAAUACCAGGACCCAGGCCGAGCAGUCGGAUGACCUGCUGAAUCAGAUGACUGAGGAAGUUGCCAUUGACGAGAGUGGCGGCUCAGGAAUUAUGCCUCAAGAAAUUAGGACACAGACUUUGAAUGACUUAAAUCGAACUGACAGUAACUCUGGCAUUAUGGAUCUGGAUCCCAAACAAUUGGAGGAGGAGAAAAAUAGACUUCUGACAGAGGCUGCCGCUGAGCUGAGGGAGGAAAACACCAGGCAGGAGAAGAUUCUAGAAGUGGCUAAGCGAUUGGCAGCACUAAGAGGCCAAGAUCCUGAGAAGGUUACUUUGGAUGACUACAAACUCCCCAAUAGUGAUGAAGAAAUGGAGGAGGAGGAAGCCAUUCAGAGAGUUUUGAAACAGCUUACUGAGGAAGCUGCUCUGGAUGAAGCAAGUGGCUUCAACAUUUCCCCAGAUCAACCCACCCAGCCAGUAACUGCACAACAAAAAACAGCCAAGAAAACCAAGCAGGCACAAGCUCCAGCUGUUGCUAAAUCCCUUGUCUUGCCUGCAAAAGCAUCAGACAGUGAUGAGGAAGAGUUACCCUGGUGCUGUAUCUGCAACGAAGAUGCCACACUGCGGUGCCAUGGCUGUGAUGAUGACCUCUACUGCCAGCGAUGCUUCAAGGAAGGCCAUGAUGAGUUUGAUCUGAAGGAGCACCAAACAUCAAGCUAUCACCCUCCCCGUAAACAAAAAUGACCUCCCUCUGAAGGUGGGAAGAAUAUGGGUAUGAAAUGGGAGGAAAAAGAAGAGAAGGUGUUCAGAAAGGCUUUGCCAUAGCAACAAGAACAGGUCGCUUAUUGGACUAUGAAAGGCAACUUGGUAACGCUGAAAAGUUUGGAGGGCUCACCAUUGUUCCUAGCGAGAUCAAGGCACAUUUUCUGCGAGUUCUUAUGUGAGGCUAUGUGAUGCACUGAAACUGGUUUGCUUUGUGAGUAAGUCGAGAAGAUUAGGGGAUGAAGAAUGACAUGCUUAGUGAGGUGGGUUAUUUUGCAUAUCAUGACUCUCUGACAGGAUGAGAUAUACAGUGAGAAUAUUGCAAAGGUAAUAAAUUAUACAAAGAGAAAAAUGUGGUGAAGUUUUGCUCAGUUUGUUCUAUUUACCCAGUUUCUCACCUACAGAAGAACUAGAUCUAGGGUCUUGUACUUCAUCUCUUUUUAAAAAAUGCUUUUAGUUGAUUCUAUAGCACUUUUCAAAAGAAUGUCCUUUGCUGUUCUUCCUCACAAUAAUGUGUUGAUGUAGGUGACUUUCCCAUGUUUCUUCCCAAAGAACUUCCUGGCUGAGCUGGGAUUUCGACCUGUGUCAUCCAUAUUCCAACAUACCUCUCACUGUCCCUCCAUGUCAGAGAAUGCAGUGAGUGUUUUUGUCUUUACUGGAUAUAAUAAAUGCUUGCAGGGGACCAAACAGAUUAUGAAAUGCUCUCUUUCCAGCUUGAUAUCUGCAAAGUGGCCUUGUUGAUCUCAAAAUCCAGCUGUGUACAUGCCUUUGUUUUUUUCAUUUAUGCCAAUCCUCGGCUGAGACAGGAACAUCACGUUGUUGUUGUUGGUGUUGGUGGUGUUUUACAAAAUGUGGGCACUUGAGAAACCAUGUUGAGAUUGAGACUUAUUAAAUAUUAUUUAUUU
Molecule: messenger RNA, 2347 nt
Organism: Elgaria multicarinata webbii
Lineage: Eukaryota; Metazoa; Chordata; Lepidosauria; Squamata; Anguidae
Gene: ZFYVE19
Product: zinc finger FYVE-type containing 19
Exons: 12
Coding region: 150-1424 (424 amino acids)
Biological process (GO): mitotic cytokinesis checkpoint signaling; abscission
Cellular component (GO): midbody; centrosome; cleavage furrow
Molecular function (GO): metal ion binding; phosphatidylinositol-3-phosphate binding
Source: RefSeq, a predicted model, not a curated record